AUGUUCUACAGUCACGCUAUCCUGACGAGCCGGGAGCACGGUGUUGCCACUGUGUGGUUAGUCGCCACGCUUGGCUCCAGGUCGUCCCUAAAGACUGUGACGCGCAAGAAAAUUCUUGAUGUCGACGUCAAUAAAGCCUGCGACACGAUUCAGAAUCCUGACGCGCCUAUGGCCCUGCGUCUGCAGGGAAAUUUGCUAUAUGGCGUGGCACGAGUUUACUCACAGCAAUGUGGUUAUGUCCUUGCCGACACACAAGCCUUUCGUGACAAGGUCCGAGGCGUUUCGAUGGUCAUCAAGGAACUAUCUCUUGACCCAGAGGUAGGGAGAGCGAAACCCGACCAACUCAAUCUGCCAGACGACCCUGCUUUCAUGCCAGAGCUAAAUUUGGACUUCGAUCUGUCAGGCUUCGACAUGCCACUGGAAACUUCUCGCCACUCGAGCCUUAUGUCCCCACCAUCCCUGAUUUCAAGUCGAUCCAGCCAUUUGGCAGACGAAGAACAUGGAUCCGAAGAGCCUGCUCUCGAGUUGCCCUCUGGUGACAUAUCUCUCGGGGCUCGUGUAGGCGGCUUUGAUCUUGACUUGACAGCGGGCUUGAGUUCGGUAGGAAAGAGUGAGAGCAGAGCCACUAUUCCAUCUAUCCUCGAAGAAGACAGUGGCAUUCUUAAUGUGGGCUGGGAAUUUGAUGAGCAUGGGAAUAUGAUCGAAACGGCCGACGCCUCGAAAUCCGAUGCGGUCGUCGCGUCGGGUGGAGAUAUUCCCGUGAGUCGCGUUGGGACGGAUUCUGCAAUCAGUGCAAGAGUACGGCAGGAGCACGCAGAAGGGCGACUAGCUACUGAAAAGGUUCGUCUGCCGUCCAUACCGCAGCCUACUGCCACAGGCAUUGGACAGAACCUGGGCUUUGACGACGGUAUAUUGGCAUUUGGUGAAGAUGAGCAUGUACUUCCCGAAGCACAGCGGGUCUCUCCUCGUCAACUAGUAGGCCAGGUUGAGACCACGCGUUCUCCAACCACUGCGUCACCUGUUCAGCCUGUAGAAGAAGAGCUGUCUUCGACAGCGCUAUCAGCACCACAUAAACGUGCUCGUGCGCCAAAAACUCUUGGCUCGGAUGAAAGGCCGGGAUUGACCAAUGAUGAACUGAGACAAUGGAAUGAGAACUAUCUCGAUAACAUGCGGCAGGUGGUUGAUGCCAAACACCCAUAUAAGCUGGUACAUCAAGCCAAAAAGAACGCGGAGUACUGGGUCACGGGACAGGGGAUUGGGCGAGUUGGGUGCGGUCUUGGUCAGGAUCAUGCUCCCGGCCCAUUGCAGAUGUUUAGUGGAUUGACCUUGCUGGCUGCUCUGACAGGGAGAGAUAUGUCGACAGCGGGUACAAAGCAUGCCAGGAGCCCAUCAACCACAAAUUCGGCAGAAGAAGAAGAAGAGAGACGUGUGCGUGCUAGGGAAGAAGAGGGAGAGCGAGUAGGCCGCGGUCUUGGCGAUCAGGAUCUUAGUCUGGCUGGGCAUGAUGACGAGAUCUUCGUUGGCGGUGAUGAGAUGGAUGUUGAGGUAGGACGAGCUGCUCAAGAAGAGCUCCCCGAAAGACGUUCCUUACAAAUGCCAUGGGAUUCAUUCUCCGCUUCACGACAGGGCUCCAUUCACCCAUUCGGAAGUGCUGCAGGAGGAAUGACCUCUAGCGUCGGAGCCCCCGGUCGAGGUUUUGAGCUCGGUCCACCAUCAGCCCUCUCCAGGCGCGUAUCACGACUCACCACAGCUAGUCCGCUACAAGGCCAUGGUCUUCCCGUCCCACUCUCUCAACGCCUCAGCAUCAUUAGUACACCAGACCGAGAGCGACUCGUAACGAGCAGUGCCCUCGUAGGGGAUGAUAAUGAAAUGCUUGGCGGUGAACUGUUGCCGUCAGGGGAUGAGAAUGAGGACUUCCAGCUCUAUGGUCCAGCGGCAGCGGUCGAUACACAGACCGCAGCACAGAGCCAGUGGGUUGCGGCUGCCCUGGAUUCCGAGUCUCGAAAUUUUCUUGAUUUUCUCGAUGCGCAGAUUCAAGCGAGAGAACCUACCGCAGAAAAAGAGCAAGACGAGGAGGGUGAAAAGCUGAGACGGUCAGCGACGUUCGAGGGCCUGCUUCCGCCAACGGAGCACACGAGAGUGGUGGCAGCGCAAGCUUUCCUACAUGUCCUUACCCUCGCCUCAAAGAACCUGGUGAAUGUUAGGCAGGCUAAGGGGUUUGGGGAUAUUGAGAUUGCUAUCACCGUGGAGGUCUGA
Molecule: messenger RNA, 2256 nt
Organism: Endocarpon pusillum Z07020
Lineage: Eukaryota; Fungi; Ascomycota; Eurotiomycetes; Verrucariales; Verrucariaceae
Exons: 6
Coding region: 1-2256 (751 amino acids)
Biological process (GO): synaptonemal complex assembly; mitotic sister chromatid cohesion; replication-born double-strand break repair via sister chromatid exchange
Cellular component (GO): cohesin complex; synaptonemal complex
Molecular function (GO): protein binding; chromatin binding
Source: RefSeq, a predicted model, not a curated record